Messenger RNA from Phycodurus eques (leafy seadragon), 1918 nucleotides. It is a transcript of the gene capzb, whose product is annotated as capping actin protein of muscle Z-line subunit beta. The transcript is spliced from 9 exons. Gene Ontology annotation, biological process: cell morphogenesis; barbed-end actin filament capping; regulation of lamellipodium assembly. Bases 219 to 1037 code for a protein of 272 amino acids. The record is from RefSeq and is a predicted model, not a curated record. Gene Ontology annotation, cellular component: cytoplasm; F-actin capping protein complex. Gene Ontology annotation, molecular function: actin filament binding. Lineage: Eukaryota; Metazoa; Chordata; Actinopteri; Syngnathiformes; Syngnathidae.
ACUGCCGCCUCUCCUUCCUGUAAGACCGGUUGAGGAAGUGAAUUUCGCUGACAAGGCUGGGUUCACUGAGGGAGAGGCGAACAAAACAUCUUCCGCGGGGGACAGAGGAAAAAAAAACAAGAAGCAAGAGGAGCGGUCUGACAAACCAUUCAAAGGCUAUAAGGCGUACAGUCACCGGUGAAAUCGUGCCCCCCUGCCCCGCUGAGACCGCCGCAGACAUGAGUGAACAGCAAUUAGACUGUGCCCUAGACCUGAUGAGGCGUCUGCCGCCUCAACAGAUCGAGAAGAACCUCAGUGACCUCAUUGACCUGGUGCCCAGUCUGUGUGAGGACCUUCUCUCCUCUGUGGACCAGCCCCUUAAGAUUGCCCGGGACAAGGUGGUGGGAAAAGACUAUCUUCUCUGUGAUUACAAUCGGGAUGGUGACUCCUACAGAUCUCCGUGGAGUAAUAAGUACGACCCUCCCAUUGAAGACGGUGCCAUGCCUUCAGCUCGGUUGAGGAAACUGGAGGUCGAAGCCAAUAACGCCUUUGACCAGUACAGAGACCUGUAUUUUGAGGGUGGUGUGUCAUCAGUGUACCUAUGGGAUUUGGACCACGGCUUCGCUGGCGUUAUUCUCAUCAAAAAGGCUGGAGAUGGCUCCAAAAAGAUCAAAGGGUGUUGGGACUCCAUCCAUGUGGUGGAGGUGCAGGAGAAGUCCAGUGGACGAACUGCUCACUACAAACUCACCUCCACCGUCAUGUUGUGGCUCCAGACGACCAAAAGCGACUCUGGUACCAUGAAUCUGGGUGGCAGCCUCACAAGACAAAUGGAAAAAGACGAGACGGUUGGAGAGUCCUCACCCCACAUUGCCAACAUCGGCCGCCUUGUUGAAGAUAUGGAGAACAAGAUUCGCUCCACACUGAAUGAAAUCUACUUUGGGAAGACCAAGGACAUUGUCAACGGACUUAGGAGUGUUACAUCUCUGGCUGACAAGUCAAAGCAGGAGGCUCUCCAAAGCGAACUGUUCAAGGCGCUCAAACUGAAAAACCAAAGCUAGAGCUGCUGCUGUUCUGUCCGUUUCUCUCCGUCAUCUCUUCUCUUGUUUCUUUCUGUCUUCUCCCUCACCGCCUCCUGCACUCUUGUUUCUUUGUGGAAAAAAAAAAAAAAAAAAAAAGAGAGAAAAUGCUUCGCUUUUCUCCACCCCCUUUCACCUGUCCUGUUUUGUUGUUUUCAUGUAUCUCUACAUGUUCUGAAGCCAUUCACUCACACUCCCUUCCAUGUUAUGAACUUAUCGAUAGCAUUAUGGCGGUUAAAGAUAAUCUUGCAGUGCGAGGGUCGGCGUAUACUAAUCCCACCCCCCCCCCCCCCCCUGCAAUGUCCUCAGUCAUUUGGAACUGAACAAUUUUUAUUUCCUCUCAGCUGAGGAGACAAACAUGCACAGGCUGUAUGCUUUAGGUGGCAUCAUUCUCAUCACAUUGAUUUCUUGCACCCCUCUGCCCCACCCUUGAUUUAGUUGUCUAAAUUGAUAACUGCCCUUUCAGUCUUCCCUUCACACAGAGGCUUUUGCCUUCUGUGGAAAGAUUUUUUACUCGUCAUCUGUUCGCAUGCAUGUGAGCCCAUGUGCGAGCGUGGAGCUGCAGUCAGUGGAAAUAUUUCCCGCCAUAAUAAUACCCUCCACCCCUCCUUCUCCUCCCACCUUUCCACAAUGAGUAUCACAUGACGGUUUAACUGCCACCCCUCUUUACAAUAUCUGUAACUCUUCUCUCUGCUCACCUUCUAUGUCUUUGUUGGGGGUCACAGUUUUUGUGUCAUUGGAAACCUUUGACCGUUUCCAUUUUGGAGGGGAAACUUUGUAUUUUGUUUUUGUUUUAAUUUUGUAAAGCCUAUAAUUCAUAUUGUAUUAGAGCCUCCAGCAACAAUAAAAAGUAAAAAAAGCUA